Molecule: messenger RNA, 4085 nt
Organism: Closterium sp. Naga37s-1
Lineage: Eukaryota; Viridiplantae; Streptophyta; Zygnematophyceae; Desmidiales; Closteriaceae
Source: the annotation of a GenBank genome assembly
AUGGAGGCGUCAGAGCGACGCCCCCUCGUGGCUCGCUGCGACCACACGAGCGCGGAUUCAUCGUCGCACCGCUCUUCGCAGCGCUCUUCGCACAGCCAUCGCAGUCACGACCUCCAUCCGUUGACGAGCAUCGUCGUAUUCUGCGGCUAUGGCGUCGCACUCCUCCUCGCAUUCAACGUCAUGCGAUUGGGGCCUGCGUCGCCCUCGUCGCAUCCCGUCGCAGCGUGCGACUCCUCGCGUGGUGACACGUGCGACUGGGCGACCCACGCGACCCACCAGCUGCUGCACCGCCCGUGGAGCCCUCCCGUAGCGGCGCUGGCCGUUCUGGGGUUCGCGCUCCUGUUGCUCCGCGCGCUUUCCGGGCAAGCGGCGCGAGUGCGCGAUCUGGAGAUGCGAUUGCGAGGGACGAAGGGGGAACAGGCGAUUGAACAGGCGCGGGUGAGCAAGGGGGAAGAGGAGGAGAACAUAGUUGGGAAGAAAGGGAGGAUAGGAAAAGAAAAUGACGCAGGGGAGGAGGAGGGUGCGAGAGCGAGAAGUGCGGAUGCAGGCACGGUGGUUGGCGCAUUGGUCUCACGGGAUGGGGACAUGGCUGCGCGCGCAGCUGUCGACCUGCUGGUUCACGGAAUAGCGGCGCCCAUGAGAGGCGCGCUGGGGAUGCUGCGCCUGCUGGCGGCGUCCGUGCGCGACCCCAUGCACCUCGACCUCAUCCACUCGCUCCACGCCUUCGCCGCGCACCUCACCCGCCUCGCCGCCGCCGCCAGCGCCACCUGGCGCGCGCAGCCCGCCCCGCUGCCCGUGGUGACGUCAGCGGUGGACGUGCGGGGGGUGGCGGACGAGAUGGUGGGGGCGGUGGGCGGGGAGGCGCGCGAGAAGGGGCUCGAGCUGGCGUGCCUCGUCAUGGACGACGUGCCCCCGCUGCUGCUCUCCGACUCCCUCCUCCUCAAACAGCUGCUGCUGUGCGUGGCGGCAGCAGCAGUGCAGCGCACGGAGCAGGGCCACGUGCUGCUCUGCGUGCGACUGCUGCACCCCCAAGAGGCCCUCCAGCGCCAGCAGCAGCAGCAGCAGCACCAGAGGGACGCGCAUGAGCAGCACCGGGUGGUGGCGGUGAGUGGGAAUGCAGGCGUGCAGCAGAGGCACGGCGAGGACAACAGCCUGCUCCUGCCGCCCUCGCGCAUGCCCCUCCCACCGCCCGCCCACCACCACCCCCUCUCCCCGCCCCCCACCACAGCAUCCGCCUCCGCCUCCGCGGCUCCUUUCCCCUCCGUCUUCUCUGCGCCCUCCUCCCCCUCCUCCCUCUUCUCCAGCCCGGAUCUCCUCGGGCUGGGCGGCAUCGCUCGGCGCCUAGCGGCGUAUGCUGCUCCUUGGAGCGAGCAGGGGGUGCAGGAACAGGCGGGCAGUGGGGCGGGUGUGUUUGGAUCGCUGUCUGCUGACUCCUGGCUGCAGCAGGGGGGGCUGGCGCACAGCGAUGCGUAUGAGCACCGCCAGCAGCAGCGGCAGCAGCAUCAACAGCAGAUUCGCGAGGAGCAGCAGGAGGAGCAGCAUCGGCAACAGCAGCAGCAGCAGAUAACGCAGGAGCAGGAGCAGGGGGGCGGAGGGGUUGACAGUCUGAGUGGGAGGCGGGUGGCGGACGGGCGGUGCGGCUGGAACACGCUGAGGCGGCUGCUGGACGACCAGGAGAGCCGAUUCGCUGCUGCCGUCGCACACGCUGUUGCUACUGGCAGUGCCGCCGCCGCCGCUGCUGCUGCUGCUGCUGCUGGUGGCCGUGGCGGUGGCGGCAGCAGUGGGAUGGGGCAGGUGUGGGUGGAGAUGGUGGUGGAGGACACGGGUGUGGGCGUGCCUCAAGCGGUGGUGGACGCACUCAACGCCUUGGACCACACUGCUGCUGCUGCCUCUCAUCCUGCUCCUGCUGCUGCCUCUCAUCCUGCUCCUUCUGCUGCUGCCCACACCUCUGCUGCUCUACCAGAGUCGUUGCUGCCUCUCCAUGCCACCACUCCCCUACUGCUCGCCCACGCACACCUCCUGGCGACCUCUCUGGGCGGCUCCCUCUCGCUCACCACAGCACCCGCCAUCGGCACCACUGUCGCCCUUACCAUCCCCAUGGCCCUUCCCCCUCUCGGCCCCACGCCCUCCUCCUCCCCCGCCCUCCUCCCCUCCGCGCCAUCACCUCCCCCUCCCCAUGCGCCUCUCCCCCCUGCCUUCCGCCCCGCCUCUGCGCCCUCCUUCCCCCGUGCGGGGGGGAGCAGUGGCAGCGAGGGGGGGUUGGCGGCGCUGGUGGGGCUGUGGGAGAGCGUGGGGGCGGACGGGGGGCUGUGGGAGGCCAUGGGGCUGGGGGGGGGCGCGGGGCAGGGGGGAUGGGCAAGGGACCCCGGUGGUGCUGCAGCAAGGGGAGGCGCAGGGGAGGGGGGCGCAAGGGGGGGCGCACGUGAGGGGAAUGGGGGGGAUGGAGGUGGUGAGGGCGGGGGCAGGGGCGGGUGGAUGGGGGAGGUGGGGGUGAGGGAGGUGGGGGCGGCGGAGAGGAGGGCGGUGAGGGAGAUGGGGGCGGUGGGGGGGGUGGGGGGCGAGCAGUGGGAGGUGGUGGCGCCGCUGGUGGAGCAGGUGCAGGGCGUAGCAGCAUCACUGCUAUCACGCCUGGGCAUGGACGUGGAUCUCUCAGACAGUGUGGCAGAUGCCAUCGCUGCCCUCCAGUGCACCCCGCCCGCCCUGCACCCCGGUCAGCUGCCCACCCCGCCCUGCCCCUCUCCUCUGGCCGGCCCCCUCUCUCUUCCUACGCUUUCCACCGUCUCUCCCCUGUACUGUCAUCAUGCUGUGACUGGCAUCUGCCACCCCUUUGCAAUUCCCGUGCUCUUUACUUCCCCACUUUCUCUCAAAGCACAUGUCUGUCCCCUCCAUGCAUGCCUCCUCCCCUCUGUGUAUGCAGCAGCAGCGGCAUGGCAGGGAGGGGUGGGGAGCAGUGGGAGCCGGUGGGACGUGGUGCUGGUGGAUGCAGACUGCGAUGGCACCGCAGGCUCCGGCCUCCUCCUUGGCUCCCAUGUGGCCCGCAUCAACGCCGCCAAUGCUGCUGCCCAUGCCGCCGCCCAUGCCGCCGCCCAUGCCGCCCAUGCCACACAUGCUUCCUACAGCACCUCUGCUACUGUCCCCGCUGCAGCUGCUACAGCCGUUUCUGCAGGGGGCGUGGACUGUGGGCAAACAUCUGUAGCAGCAAGGGCAGGGGCAGGGGCAGGGAGGGUGGGCGGGGGAGGGUUCAUGCCAUUAGCAGAUGAUGGCGUGGGGGGGGAGGACGAGGGGUGCGAUGGGGCGGGAGAGGGGUGUGGUGCGCCUGAGUGUGGCGGGGCCCCGGGCAUGGGGGCAGGGCAGGCAGAGCAGAGGUCACGGAGCGAGUGCAGGGAGGGUGAGCGCGGGGAGGGGAUGGUGGAAGGGCGUGGGGGGAGGGAGGAGCAGGGUGAGGAGGAGUGCUCAGAGGAGUGCAACGAGGAGAGCAUGGCUCUCUCAGAGCAGCACCACCAGGCGCAGCAAGCACAGGAGCAAGCACACGCACAGCAGCAGCAACAGGCAGAGGCAGAGGCAGAGGCGGAGGGAGAGCAGCAGCGGUGGGCGGAGAGUGCAGAAUCGCUUGUGUUGCCUGCCAUCGCAUCGAAGCUCGUGCUGGUGGCUCAGGCCGUGCAGGCAACGAGUGAGGACAUGGCGUUGGCAGCAGCGGCACACGGCUUCUCCUGCAUCGCCCUCAAGCCCCUUCGAACACCAGUGCUCGCUACUGCCAUGCUGCAGGUGUGUGUGGUUAGUUGGCUUGGAAACCUUCUAAAGCCUGUUGCAGCAGUGCUCUCGUAUGGUUGUUGUCAAUCUUCCAACCAUUCCGUCUCAUUGCCUUUCCACUCUUCCACUCCUCGCUUCCUGCACAUGCCCGUCUCCCCACCCCGCCAGGCCCUGGGCGUGAGUGCGAGGGAGGUGCAGCAGGCAGCAGCCCAGCAGCAGCAGCUGCACCUCAGACGACUGCUGCGAGGCAAAGUGGUGCUGGUGGGUGCAGAGUGGUGCUGGUGGGUGCAGAGUGGUGGUGGUGGGUGCAGAGUGGUGCUGGUGGGUGCAGAGUG